GUUUUAUGUUAAAUAGUUGGCUGUUCUUUUAACUAGUGAAACUUUAAACACAUAAAUACAGUUUUACAAGAGAUCUAUUUAAAUUUUUUUAUUUAAAAUGUACGCUUGUCGCCCAUUAGCGCGCAGUCUUAAUGGAAGCAGACCGCUUUUGAGGCAGUUGCUCAGCCAAAAACCUUUGAACACGUCUCGUCUUCUGGCCAAUGAAGCAUCAAAGGAUGUCAAGGCGAGUGGUCCAACGACCAUUGGCCCAGAAGGAAAUGUUCUAGUGCCGCCAGUGACCCUGAAAGUAAUACCCUUUCGUAUGCCACCCGAUUUGCCCUACGACGAUCGCAAUGAGUUACUGGGAAGACAGCUUUCGCCACAUUUAUCCAUCUACAAGAUCCAAUUGACUUCGACACUAUCUGCCUUUCUGCGAAUCAGUGGCUUUGUGUUGGCUGUUUUCGUUUGGGUCCUUGGAAUCGGAGGACUGCUACUACAGGGCGACAUGGAAGGAUUUGUGAAAGAGGUGGAAAAGUGCGAUUGUAAGGCCCUUGUGACGAUGACCAAAGUUGUGGUGGCGGUGCCAUUUGCAUAUCAUUUGGUGGCCGGAACUCGACAUUUGAUUUGGUAUUUGAAUAAGUUCCUUACGAUUCCGGAGGUCUAUGCCACCGGUUAUGUGGCCGUGGUCCUUUCGAUUGCCUUGGCUGCCGGUUUGCUCAUCGCAGACGUGGGCGAGAAGGUCAAGGAGCAGGUGGUAGAUCUCUCCAAGCAGGGUAAGAAACAAGCUCCGAAAAAGGUGGAAACCAAGAAAGAGCCUCCCAAGAAAGAGGCUUCGAAGGAUGCCAAAAAAGGAAAGGAGGAACCCAAAAAAGAUGCAAAGGGCAAAAAGAAAGAAGACGAUGGCAAGUCAACAAAAUGAUCUCAAUGCAAGUUUAUCGUUUUAUUCUAAAGCAGACUAAUAAUAAGAAAAAUUAUAUCUUUAAUGGAGGUAAACACAUUUUUCGACCAAUUGCUAUGCUUAUUUCAAAAUUUGUAUGUAAAGCAUAUUUAAUGAUAAAAUAUUUUAGUAAAUGUUAGAUAUUAUUUAUUAAAAUGUUUACUUAAAUUA
Drosophila ficusphila is the source of this 1087-nucleotide messenger RNA. RefSeq names its product succinate dehydrogenase cytochrome b560 subunit, mitochondrial (gene SdhCL). Gene Ontology annotation, biological process: mitochondrial electron transport, succinate to ubiquinone; tricarboxylic acid cycle. The transcript has 2 exons. NCBI's taxonomy places the organism in Eukaryota, Metazoa, Arthropoda, Insecta, Diptera, Drosophilidae. Gene Ontology annotation, molecular function: electron transfer activity; succinate dehydrogenase activity. The coding region runs from base 98 to 898 and encodes 266 amino acids. Gene Ontology annotation, cellular component: membrane. The record is from RefSeq and is a predicted model, not a curated record.